AUGGAUUCUUACGGCUCCUCACUGAACCGCAGCCAGUCGCUGGCCAGCGGCCUGGAGAAGACGUCGCCGGCGUGGAAACCGUCCCACUCUCGGAGCAGCAGCACCGUGUCGUCCCGUCACUCCAGACAGAUAAUCAAAGAUUGGGAAGUGAUCGACGAGCUUCAUGUGGAAAUCCACCCGGGAGGCGAGAUCCCUCAGGAAAUGGGGCCCCCGGGGAUCUGUGAAGGAUAUCUGCUGAAGAGGAGGAAGUGGCCACUGAAGGGUUGGCACAAGAGAUACUUUGUCUUGGAAGCCGGGAUCUUGCGUUACUCCAAAAACCAACAGGACGUCUCCAGGGGGCGGGUCCAGGGCUCUCUGGAUGUCAGCCUCGCUGUCAUUUCAAUAAACAGGAAAUCGAACCGUAUUGACCUGGACGCAGGAGACAUCCUCUAUCACAUGAAGACAAAGAGCCAUGAACUCUUCUACAUCUGGGUGACCAAGCUGCAGGCCCAUCGCUUGUUCAAGAAGAACGAGGCGGCUCAGGUCCACAGCAGCUUCAUCCACACGUUGUCCCACAGCGCGGCGGCUGGACAAGCUCAGAGAAACGGAGACGUGGUGGUUCAUUCGGCUGCAGCAUCCGGAGCUCUGCCGUCACCAAACACCGCCGUCAACAGCAAGGUGUCCGCCUGGCUGCAGCAGAGUCACGACCCAGACACCUGCGUUCAAGAGCUCAACCACUGCCACCUGGACCUGUCGGAGCUAAACCGUCUAAUCCAGAGGCUGCAGGCGCUGGAGGCCGGCCAGGCUUUCAGCAACGGAGACCUGCAGCGAAUCAUCAGCACACAGAAUCUCUCUCUGGAGAAGCCGAAGAAGUCGAAGUCGGGGAAGAUGUGGGGACACUCUCGCACCCUGUCCAGAGUGGAGGCCCUGGGAAUGCCCAUUCGAGGGAUUUCUAAAUCGCUGUCCUCCAGUCACCUGAGCAGCUCACCUCACCUCGGUGCAUCAGUCCCCUCCAUCCCUGAGUACGUCUACUCUCAGCUGUCCCCUCCCACGGUCGCAUCGCCCGAGGGCAAGAAAAUCCAGCAGGACAUCUGUGCCACGUCGCUACGAGUGCUUGCGUCCCUGAAGUCGGUUCACGAGACUCUGUCCCAGGAGCGGCAGAAGCUGCAAGAAGUGUGGGAUUCUAACAUCCGUCAGACGAGCUCGUUAGCCGAGCCUGCAGCAGUGAGGCGUUCCUCCCACGGGCCUCCUUCGGUGGCAGAUUCGGCCGCGGAGUACUUUGACGCCAGCGAUGACAUCAUCUGUGGAAGUUCCUCUGAGGUGUCGGAGGAAUCGGGACUCAGUGACGGAAGCACGACCAACUCGGAGCCCGAGGAGGGACACGCGUCGGCCACUCGCAAGUACCGCGCCAGCAUUUCCAAGACUCCAAACAGCGACGUCCCCAAGAGCACCGGACGUCGAACCGCGCUCCCCGCUCACUGUCCUGACAACAGCCACGUGGGCCUCAUGGCCAUUCUCUACAACAACAUAGGGAAGGACUUGGCCCGGGUGUCCAUGCCUGCCGCUCUCAACGAGCCUGUGAACCUGCUGCAGCGGCUGUGUGAGGAGCUGGAGUACAGUGAGCUGCUGGAUACCGCCAACAACACGCCGGACCCCUACCAGAGGAUGGUUUACAUUGCUGCCUUUGCUAUCUCUGGUUACUCCACUGCGACGUUCAGAAACCACUACAAACCCUUUAACCCGGUGCUGGGGGAGACCUUCGAGUGCAUCAGAGAGGACCGCGGCUUCCGCCUCAUCAGCGAGCAGGUCUGUCACCACCCGCCCAUCUCUGCCUGCCACGCAGACUCCGACAACUUCACUUUCUGGCAAGACCAGCGAUGGAAAAAUAAAUUCUGGGGGAAGUCUCUGGAGAUUCUGCCAACCGGCAUGGUGAACGUGACUCUUCCAAGAUACGGUGACCACUACGAGUGGAACAAAGUCGUGACCUGCAUCCACAACGUCCUCAGUCAGCAGCGUUAUCUGGAGCACUACGGCGAGGUCACCAUCCAAAACCUCAAGAGUAACGCCUGCACCUGCAAGAUUACGUUCGUCAAGUCUCGUUAUUGGGGUUCAGACACAAAUAAGAACGAGGUGCAGGGCACGGUUCUGGACCAGGGCGGGAGCGUCAUUCACCGGUUCGGAGGUCUGUGGCACGAAGGCAUCUUCUGCGACACUCUGCCGACGCCAAAAUGUGUCUGGAAGCCGAAUCCUCAGCCAAAGGAUCACCAGCUCUACUAUGGCUUCUCCACCUUCGCCAUGGAGCUGAAUGAGCUCAACCCAGACCUGAAGCCUCUGCUGCCUCCCACAGACAGCCGCCUGCGCCCGGACCAAAGGCUGCUGGAGGAGGGACAGGUGGACGAGGCGGACAGAAAGAAAGACGAUAUAGAGGAGUUUCAGAGAGCCUGGAGGAAAGAGCUUGGUAAAAGGGGUGAAGAGCAUGUCCCACGAUUUUUCAAGUAA
Molecule: messenger RNA, 2478 nt
Organism: Paralichthys olivaceus (Japanese flounder)
Lineage: Eukaryota; Metazoa; Chordata; Actinopteri; Pleuronectiformes; Paralichthyidae
Source: RefSeq, a predicted model, not a curated record